AUGGCGGGCGCUGUGCGGCCGGGAGCCGAGCUAUUGGCCUUCGAGCGGUUCCGGGAUUCAAGCGAGGCGCGGCUCGCCUACGGCUACGGGCCGCGCAGCCUGCGCGAGCUGCGGGAGCGCGAAUUCGGCCGCCUAGCAGGAACAGUGUACCUAGACCAUGUAGGAGCGACGUUGUUCCCCCAGAGCCAGCUGACAAGCUUCACAGAUGAUCUCCUACAAAACAUCUAUGGUAAUCCUCACAGCCAGAACAUCAGCAGCAAGCUCACCUAUGACACUGUGGAACAGGUGCGCUACAGGGUCCUAGCGCACUUCCACACCUCCCCAGAUGACUACAGUGUGAUCUUCACGUCUGGGAGCACUGCUGCUCUAAAGCUGGUGGCAGAGGCCUUCCCGUGGGUGCCCCGGGGCCCUCAGAGCAGCGGGAGUUGGUUUUGCUACCUCACUGACAGCCAUACCUCCGUGGUAGGCAUGAGGGAGGUCACUACGGCCAUGAAUGUCACUUCUAUUCCAGUCAAGCCAGAGGACAUGCGGUUAGCAGAGACACAGGGUGCUGCUGCCUGCGACCCUGAUAGCCAGCCUCCACAUCUCUUCUGUUACCCAGCUCAGAGUAAUUUUUCUGGAACCAGAUACCCACUUUGUUGGAUAGAAAGGAUCAAGUCCGGGGGGAUGUGCCCAGUGAAUGUACCCGGAAAGUGGUUUGUGCUGCUUGAUGCGGCCUCCUAUGUGAGCACCUCACCUUUGGACCUAUCAGCACACCAGGCCGACUUUGUCUCCAUCUCCUUUUACAAGAUCUUUGGAUUCCCCACUGGCUUGGGGGCUUUGCUGGUGAAUAAUCGUGUGGCUCCUCUGCUGAGGAAAACCUACUUUGGAGGAGGCACAGCCACUGUGUACCUUGUAGGAGAGGACUUCUAUGUCCCAAGACAGUCAGUGACUGAAAGGUUUGAAGACGGCACCAUCUCAUUCCUUGAUGUGAUAGCGCUGAAGCAUGGAUUCGAUGCCCUCGAGCGCCUCACAGGUGGGAUGGAGAAUAUAAAGCAGCACACCUUUACCUUGGUGCGGUACACCUAUGCCGCCCUGUCCUCCCUCCAGUACCCCAAUGGAGCCCCUGUGGUGCGGAUUUACAGCGAUUCCGAGUUCAGCAGCCCCGAGGUUCAGGGUCCAAUCAUCAAUUUCAACGUGCUAGAUGACCAAGGGAACAUCAUUGGUUACUCCCAGGUGGAUAAAAUGGCCAGUCUUUACAACAUCCAAGUGCGAACUGGCUGCUUCUGUAACACUGGAGCCUGCCAAAGACACCUGGGGAUAAGCAACGAGAUGGUCAAGAAGCAUUUUCAGGCAGGUCAUGUCUGUGGAGACAAUGUUGACAUCAUAGAUGGGCAGCCUACAGGGUCUGUGAGGAUUUCAUUUGGAUACAUGUCUACUCUUGAAGAUGCCCAGGCCUUCCUCAGGUUCAUUAUAGCAACCCGAUUGCAUUCGUCAGAUGGCCGGCCUAUUCCUCAAACCCUCACUAGGGAGGCUGCAGCCCCAUCAACACAGCAAAAAGCUCUGAACACGCCUGCUGUCCUGGGUGUACGUGAUCUCUCACCUCAGGAAGACACUCUCACAAGCUCCAGAGUUUGGGAUGACUUGUCCACUACCGUGAAUGUCAUGGGUCUUUGCCCACCUGUGUGUGAGGUUGAUGAAAGCCAGCAGACUCCUUCAGAGAAAGUUCAGGGAGUCCUGGAUGGAAACAGCAGUCCAUACAUUGUAACAAACUUGUACCUCUACCCAGUCAAAUCCUGUGCUGCAUUUGAGGUGACCAGGUGGCCUUUAGGAAACCAAGGGCUGCUGUAUGACCGGAGCUGGAUGGUUGUGAAUCACAACGGUAUUUGCCUGAAUCAAAAGCAGGAGCCUCGACUCUGCCUGAUCCAGCCCUUCAUUGACCUGCAGCAGAGAAUCAUGGUCCUCAAAGCCAAAGGAAUGGAGCCUAUGGAGGUGCCUCUUGAGGAAAACAUUGAACAAACUCAGAUUUGCCAAAGCAAAGUCUGUGCCGACAGGGUAAAUACUUAUGACUGUGGAGAAGAAAUUUCUAGAUGGUUGUCAGUGUUUUUUGGCCGUCAGUGUCAUUUGAUCAGACAAAGUUCAGGCUUCCAAAGAAACGCAAAGAAGAAACAUAGAAAAGGUCACUCUCCUGAAACAACAGCUACCCUUUCUUUGGUGAAUGAAGCCCAAUAUCUGCUACUCAACAGAUCAAGUGUUUUGGAACUUCGGCAGCAAUUAAAUGUUAGUGAUGAGAAUGGAAAGGAAGAAUUAUUCGCACUGAGUGAUCUCAUCUCACGUUUCCGUGCCAAUAUUGUUAUCAGUGGAACAGGGGCUUUUGAAGAAGAGAAAUGGGAUGAGAUUUCAAUUGAUUCCUUGCAUUUCCAGGUUUUGGGACCUUGUCAUAGAUGCCAGAUGAUUUGCAUUGAUCAGCAAACUGGGCAAAGAAAUCAAGAUGUUUUCCAGAAGCUUUCUGAGAGUCGAAAGAGAAAGGUGGUAAAUCCCAAAGUCAAAAUUGUUGCAACAUCAUUCUAUAAGAGCAAGCUACUGAGCAUGUCUAAAUCUAGUCUGUAA
Orycteropus afer afer is the source of this 2589-nucleotide messenger RNA. It is a transcript of the gene MOCOS, whose product is annotated as molybdenum cofactor sulfurase. Gene Ontology annotation, biological process: Mo-molybdopterin cofactor biosynthetic process. Gene Ontology annotation, molecular function: pyridoxal phosphate binding; molybdenum cofactor sulfurtransferase activity; molybdenum ion binding. The record is from RefSeq and is a predicted model, not a curated record. NCBI's taxonomy places the organism in Eukaryota, Metazoa, Chordata, Mammalia, Tubulidentata, Orycteropodidae. Bases 1 to 2589 code for a protein of 862 amino acids. The transcript has 15 exons.